AUGUCUACCAACAUAUCUGACGAGCGGGCCUCGUACCAGGCAGUGUUCGCCCUCGACAUCAUUACUGCAGCCGGUGCCCUGAUUCUCCUUGGAACUGCUUCGAAACCUACAUUCCAGCGCAUCAUAGCCCGUAGAUUUACUUCCACGAGCAAAUCGCAUGGGACACCUUUGAAAACCAGUCUCGGCACUUAUCUCUUCCUCUGGCCUGCUCUUUUCUGCCUCUUCGCCGCAUAUACGACGCGCUUCGUCUCUGAUCUACUUCAAACCCACGGCUUCAUUGCCUACGAAGCCGACCUAUCGUGGAAUGGCCGACCAUCCUUCAGCAUUCCCGAGAAUAAAUGGGGGACUGGGGUCUCGGCCCUAACUUUUGCGACGACAUUCGCGACAAUUCUCUUCACUGUCCUCCUCAAUGGCGGUGUGUGGAUCCACGCAACCCACAUUCAGUCCAAUGGCACGGGAAGGGUAGCGCCGAACAUGCUUUCGAAGAUUUGGAACACGUUCAUCCUGCUAGCCAUGCUUGCAACGGGCAUGGCUGCCUGGGGCGUAGGCAUGUCAGAGCGCGAUACCAGCCUGGGCAUCGCAUCGAUGAGUGUGACCUUCGAGGUACUGAGAGAGUACAGCACGACAAAUAAGAAUGCACAUGGGCAUCUUGCGCGGUUCGCGUUCGUCGUUGUUCCGCUCAUAUGGCUCAGAGACAUCUUUAUCAUCUACGACAUCAUUCUGCUUUAUGUCGACACCUCUGGGUGGUCAGACAACGCAUCUCUUGCAACCACUUUUCUUCUGAUCAUCUUCGGGCAAUUUGCCAAUCUCACUAUCCUUGCGAUGAUCUUGUGGGGAGCCUGGAGAAUGGGCAGGACUGUCAAGCUCUUUGAUAGCAACAGUAGUGCUUGA
Molecule: messenger RNA, 891 nt
Organism: Parastagonospora nodorum SN15
Lineage: Eukaryota; Fungi; Ascomycota; Dothideomycetes; Pleosporales; Phaeosphaeriaceae
Exons: 3
Coding region: 1-891 (296 amino acids)
Source: RefSeq, a predicted model, not a curated record